ACAUUGGUGGGGUCAAACGUCAACCUAUGAAGAGCGAGAAACAGACAUUUCACAAUUCAAUUAAACAGCAUAGUACUAAAAAAUUCUCUUUUCUACUCAUUCAUCCCUUUGAUUUUCACACUAUAUAGUACUCCAUCUAACCCACCACGCAAUUAAAAGGUCUUAUAAUUAUAAAGUUCAUUUCCGUUCCCUUUUUAUAAUUCCCCUGUUUCUCUAUCUCCAAGACUCUCUUUAACUUUAUAGAUUUCAACAAAAACCCAAGCUACAAAUUACUGAUCAUCUCUUCAGAUAUACAUAUAGAUGGGUAGUACUUGUGAUGAUAUAUAUGGCAGUGGCCUUGCUUUAGGAUUAGGUUUUUCAUCAACAACCAAUCAGAAAUCAAGAAAAGAAACACCAGCUGCAAUAAGACUUGAUCUUGGUCUUGAACCCUCUCUUAAUUUAACCCUUUCUAGUGAUCAUCAGAUCUAUGAUCAGAAGGCGGAAAAUAAGGAUAAUUUUGCAUCAAAGGAUCAAUUAUCUGCUGAUUCAUCCUACUCUAAUACCAGUGUGAAAAGGGAAAGAGAUGUUGGUAGUGAGGUGACAGAAGUAGAAAGAGUUAUUUCAUCUAGAGUUAGUGAUGAAGAUGAUUAUGAUGAUGAUGAUGGUUCUAAUGCAAGGAAGAAACUUAGGCUGACUAAAGUACAAUCUGCUCUUUUAGAGGAAAGCUUCAAGCAACAGAGCACUCUCAAUCCUAAGCAAAAGCAGCACCUAGCAAGGAAGCUUAACGUAAGGCCUCGUCAAGUGGAAGUUUGGUUCCAGAACAGAAGAGCCAGAACGAAGCUGAAGCAAACAGAGGUGGACUGUGAGUUCUUAAAGAAAUGUUGCAAGACACUGACAGAUGAAAACAGGAAGCUUUACAAAGAACUUCAAGAACUAAAAGCUCUAAAAAUAGGGCAGCCCUUGUACAUGCAGUUGCCGGCAGCAGCCACCCUCACGGUGUGUCCUUCUUGCGAAAGAGUCGCCGGCUCAGGCCAAAACUCAUCCAAGCCUCACUUCUACGGUCCCUUCACCAACCCCUCAGCAGCUUGUUAAUUACCUAGUACUUAGUAGUACUUAUUAAAAUUGUCAUGUUAAUUUUUUAAAAUUUUCAUAUUAAUUAGAUUCUUAGGAACUCCCCCAGAACUCGCUGGAUAAGGGUUUGUACUGAAAUGGAAUGACUUGUAUAUAGUUCAUUAAUAUGUAGAGAAUUAGAGGUUUGCUGAUCAUUAAUCUAUCUCUUUAAUUUGUUUCUUUGUCGCAGUACAACUCUGUAAAUCGUUAAGAAAUACACUUAUUUUUGGUUGA
This is a messenger RNA of Lycium ferocissimum, 1323 nucleotides long. RefSeq names its product homeobox-leucine zipper protein HAT22-like. The transcript is spliced from 3 exons. Lineage: Eukaryota; Viridiplantae; Streptophyta; Magnoliopsida; Solanales; Solanaceae. The record is from RefSeq and is a predicted model, not a curated record. Bases 301 to 1071 code for a protein of 256 amino acids. Gene Ontology annotation, biological process: regulation of DNA-templated transcription. Gene Ontology annotation, molecular function: DNA-binding transcription factor activity, RNA polymerase II-specific; sequence-specific DNA binding.